GCUGAGGUUCCGCCCAUACCUGAGCCCAGGAAGAUUGCUGGUUGGUUGGGAAGGUGGGAGCGGCUGCAGGGGAGACUCAACAUUGCAUUGGGUUUGUUCACAGCAGCAGUAGUGAUAGUAGCAGCAGCCUUCUCGAUAGCAGAGGAGUUCUCUCUCCUCUCUCUCUCUCUCUCUCUCUCUCUCUCUGUGUGGGGAUUACAAUUAUCCAGGAGCAGCAACGAGUUUCCCAUUCCUGUGGAUUGCAGUCAACCCCUUCUGAGCCGGCCCCCAGUCUGUGUGAAGCGAGAGGAGGAGAACUGUCUCCACACUGACCAGGUCACUCAAUGCCAGCAACGAGCUAUACGGCGAUGGAGCUAAAAGUUUGGGUGGAUGGAGUGCAGCGUGUAGUGUGUGGGGUCACUGAGGAGACAACCUGUCAAGAAGUGGUGAUUGCACUGGCACAGGCUAUAGGUCAGACUGGCCGCUAUGUGUUGAUUCAGAAAUUGCGUGACAGUGAGCGCCAGCUGCUGGCCAACGAGAGCCCUGUCCAACUGCUGGCCAAAUGUGGGCAGUACGCCAACGACGUCUGCUUCCUGUUACGCCGCACCGGCUCCACUCAGUCGGACAGGCCCACCCCGGGCAAUGGUGCUCAGACUCCGGAACCUUCUUUCAGCAGGACUGUCCCCGCCCCUGCUAAACCGACUAACCCUGAGCUCCCAAAGCGGCAUGUGCCGAAGAAAUCCCUGACGUUUACCGGGGGGGCGCUGGGCGCUCCCGAUCUCGCGGUCCAGAACAAAUGGCGGGGCAAGAAGCUGAGCGGGGCAGAGGCCCGGGACGACGCUUCCCAAGCUCCGAGCAAGGAAGAUCUCUUCAAACUGAUUCUGAUUCAGCAGGAGCAGCUCAACUCCGUCUCUGCCCAGCACGAGUCCUUCGACAGCCAGAUUAAAUCCUGGGAACAGCCCGGCAUUCCCGACUUCGAGAAGCAGCUGGUGCAGCUGGAGGAAGUGAUCAGGAGGAACGAGAAGGAGAUGGAGGAGGAGCAGUUCUGGGAGAGGGAGCUGCAGCUGGAGAAGGAGCGGGAGAGGGAGCUGCAGAGACACUUGAACAAACUGAAGCAGAGCCUCCGCGACAACAUGCAGAGGCUGCACGAGAUUAGCAGCCGGACUGAACUCUUGGACAGAGAGAUCCUGCGGGAGGAGUCGGAUCGGGCGAGGAGCCUGGCAGCGGCUCACAGAGCGGCUCACGCCAACACUAGGGAGGCCAUCGACCGAGUAAGGGCCGAGAUUGAAGCAAAAACACAGCAGAACCAGCAAAUACAGACGUCUCUCGUUGAAGUAGGGAGAACCUUGGAGGAAGCGGACAGGAGAUUGCAGGCCAAAACGCAAGAGUUGGAGGAGUUAAAUAAAGAGCUGAGACAGUGCAACCUACAACAAUUUAUCCAGCAGACUGGAAGUGGGGGCACACAGAGCAGAACUGAAGAGGAGUCGACCACAGAUGAACCAAGCCAGCAACAGUCGCCCACACACUGGAACGGAGACAUUCACAUUUCAGAAACCGACUUCCCACCACGACAGACAGCGAAACAGUUCCUGGGGAAUCCACGAAACCUCCAGAACCCUCUGGUGUCGAGCUUAAACCCAGAAGAAUUUCAUCAUUGGAUAGUAGGUAGCUGACAAAAGAGCAGGAGCCUGUAUGAAGCUGUAAACUGAAUUCAGGGUGAUAUUGUUAUAAAGUCAUCUCUGCCCAAUCUGGCCUGUACAUUGAGAAAUAUAAUCUAUGUUAGGUUGGCUGUUAACAGUCACAUAUUACAUAAAGGAACCUAUUCCUUCUGAUAUGUUUUAAAAUUAUUAUUUUAAGUAUAUAUUCAAAAUAAAGCAGAACUGGAAACCAAAA
This is a messenger RNA of Rhincodon typus (whale shark), 1872 nucleotides long. RefSeq names its product Ras association domain family member 7b (gene rassf7b). The transcript has 6 exons. The record is from RefSeq and is a predicted model, not a curated record. Gene Ontology annotation, biological process: signal transduction. The coding region runs from base 324 to 1652 and encodes 442 amino acids. NCBI's taxonomy places the organism in Eukaryota, Metazoa, Chordata, Chondrichthyes, Orectolobiformes, Rhincodontidae.